This is a messenger RNA of Morus notabilis, 4620 nucleotides long. RefSeq names its product CHD3-type chromatin-remodeling factor PICKLE. The record is from RefSeq and is a predicted model, not a curated record. Gene Ontology annotation, molecular function: DNA binding; ATP hydrolysis activity; chromatin binding. The transcript has 31 exons. Gene Ontology annotation, biological process: negative regulation of transcription by RNA polymerase II; chromatin remodeling. Gene Ontology annotation, cellular component: chromatin; nucleus. Bases 145 to 4500 code for a protein of 1451 amino acids. Lineage: Eukaryota; Viridiplantae; Streptophyta; Magnoliopsida; Rosales; Moraceae.
UGGGGCGCUAUUUACACCGACUUUUGCCCCCUUCUCUUAACGGUUGCAAUCUCCGGCUUUUUGUCUCCUCUCAGGGUUUUCACUUUUGGGCACAAAACUUUCAGUUCGAUUUUGCCGUGUUCUUCAGAUCCGGCAUCUCAGAACAUGAGUAGUUUGGUUGAGAGGCUUCGUGCGAGAUCAGAUCGAAGACCCAUUUAUAAUCUUGAUGACUCAGAUGAAGAUGAGCUUUUGCCCGGGAAGAGUGGCCAAGCUCAGGAGAAGUUCGAAAAGAUAGUUAGGAGUGAUGCGAAAGAGGAUUCUUGUCAAGCCUGUGGAGAAGGUGAGAAUCUUUUAUGCUGCGAAACAUGUAAUUACACGUACCAUUCUAAGUGCUUGAUACCACCACUAAAAGCUCCUGCUCCUGGCAAUUGGAGAUGCCCUGAAUGUGUGAGCCCUCUUAAUGAUAUUGAUAAGAUACUGGAUUGUGAAAUGCGUCCUACUGUGGCUGAUGAUGAUGAUGCUUCAAAACUGGGGUCAAAACAAAUUUUUGUAAAGCAGUAUCUUGUGAAGUGGAAGGGAAUGUCUUAUUUGCACUGCAUAUGGGUUCCAGAGAAGGAGUUUCUUAAAGCUUUCAAGACAAAUCCACGUCUAAGAACUAAAGUAAACAAUUUCCAUCGUCAAGCGGCAUCAAAUAAUAGCUCAGAGGAAGACUUUGUAGCCAUUAGACCGGAAUGGACAACUGUUGAUCGGAUUAUUGCUUGCAGGGGAGAUGAUGAUGAGAAGAAAUAUCUUGUAAAGUGGAAAGAACUUUCCUAUGAUGAAUGCAGUUGGGAAUCUGAAUCGGACAUAUCUGCUUUUCAGCCCGAGAUUGAGAGAUUCAAAAAAAUUCAAUCGAGGGGUAAGAAACAGUCUUCUAGUAAGCAGAAGAACAGCGCUAAAGAUGCAGUUGAAUCAAAGAAGAAACAAAAAGAGUUUCAACAGUAUGAACACAGUCCUGAGUUUCUUUCUGGAGGUAAACUACAUCCUUAUCAGCUUGAAGGGUUAAACUUCUUACGUUUCUCUUGGUCCAAACAAACUCAUGUUAUACUUGCUGACGAGAUGGGACUUGGAAAAACCAUACAAAGUAUUGCAUGUUUAGCAUCUCUUUUUGAAGAUAAUAUAUAUCCACAUUUGGUGGUUGCGCCAUUAUCAACACUGCGAAAUUGGGAGCGUGAAUUUGCAACAUGGGCACCUCAAAUGAAUGUGGUUAUGUAUGUUGGUUCUGCCCAAGCUCGUGCUUUAAUACGAGAAUAUGAAUUUUACCUUCCUAAAAAUCAAAAGAAGUUGAAGAAAAAGAAAUCUGCUCCAGUUAGUGAAAGCAAGCAAGACCGCAUAAAAUUUGAUGUCCUCCUAACAUCGUAUGAGAUGAUUAACUUUGAUACAGUAUCACUGAAACAAAUAAAGUGGGAAAGCAUGAUUGUUGAUGAAGGUCAUCGUCUCAAGAAUAAGGAUUCAAAAUUAUUUUCAUUAUUGAAGCAGUACUCAAGUAAUCAUCGCAUCCUCUUGACCGGAACUCCUCUUCAGAACAAUCUUGAUGAACUAUUUAUGCUCAUGCACUUCCUUGAUGCUGGGAAGUUUGCAAGUUUGGAAGAGUUCCAGGAAGAAUUCAAGGAUAUCAAUCAAGAGGAACAGAUUUCAAGGCUCCAUAAAAUGUUGGCACCUCAUCUUCUUAGAAGAGUGAAGAAAGAUGUCCUGAAAGAUAUGCCUCCUAAAAAGGAACUUAUUCUGCGUGUCGAAUUGAGUAGCAAGCAGAAAGAGUAUUACAAAGCAAUUCUUACUCGUAACUAUCAAAAACUGACUCGUCGUGGUGGUGGACAGAUAUCACUUAUCAAUGUGGUUAUGGAAUUACGCAAGCUCUGUUGUCAUCCCUACAUGUUAGAGGGAGUUGAACCAGAAAUAGAAGAUCCAAAUGAAGCUUACAAACAGCUAAUAGAGUCUUCUGGAAAAUUGCAAUUGUUGGACAAAAUGAUGGUGAAACUUAAAGAACAAGGGCAUAGAGUACUCAUAUAUACACAAUUUCAGCACAUGUUGGACUUGCUCGAGGACUACUGUACCUACAAGAAAUGGCAGUAUGAACGUAUAGAUGGUAAGGUUGGUGGAGCGGAAAGACAGAUAAGAAUUGAUCGAUUUAAUGCCAAGAACUCUACCAGGUUUUGUUUUCUGCUUUCUACCAGAGCUGGAGGACUGGGAAUAAACCUUGCAACUGCUGACACAGUCAUUAUAUAUGAUAGUGAUUGGAACCCACAUGCAGAUUUACAAGCUAUGGCUAGAGCCCACCGGCUUGGGCAAACUAACAAGGUAAUGAUUUUUAGGCUGAUAACACGAGGAAGCAUUGAAGAAAGGAUGAUGCAAAUGACCAAGAAGAAAAUGGUUUUGGAGCAUUUAGUUGUUGGCAGAUUAAAGACUCAAAAUAUUAAUCAGGAAGAGUUAGAUGAUAUAAUAAGGUAUGGCUCGAAGGAGUUAUUUGCUGAAGAAAAUGAUGAAGCUGGAAAAUCCCGACAAAUUCAUUAUGAUGAUGCUGCAAUAGAUAGAUUACUUGACCGAGAACAAGUUGGAGAUGAGGAGUCUACCUUGGACGAUGAAGAGGAAGAUGGAUUUUUAAAGGCUUUUAAGGUAGCAAAUUUUGAGUACAUUGAAGAAGCAGAGGCUGUGGCAGAAGAGGAAGCACAAAAGGCUGCUGCGGACAAUAAACCCACUGUGAGCAAUUCAGAGAGGUCAACUUACUGGGAAGAAUUGCUAAAAGACAGAUACGAAGUUCACAAAGUUGAAGAAUUUAAUUCUUUAGGCAAAGGAAAAAGAAGCCGUAAGCAGAUGGUGUCAGUUGAAGAGGAUGACCUUGCUGGGUUGGAGGAUGUGAGCUCUGAGGGUGAGGAUGACAACUAUGAAGCAGAAAUGACUGAUGGUGAAGCUGCAUCAUCAGGAAAUGCUCCAAUAAGAAAGGCUGGAAGAAAGAAGUCCCGUGUGGAUAGCACGGAGCCUCUUCCGUUGAUGGAAGGUGAAGGGAGAUCAUUCAGAGUACUGGGUUUCAAUCAAAAUCAAAGGGCUGCGUUUGUCCAGAUUUUGAUGAGGUUUGGUGUUGGGGAAUUUGAUUGGCAGGAGUUUACAUCUCGGAUGAAGCAGAAGACAUAUGAUGAAAUAAAAGAUUAUGGAAUGCUUUUCUUGUCUCACAUCGCUGAAGAUAUUACCGACUCGCCGACCUUUUCAGAUGGUGUUCCAAAGGAAGGACUCAGAAUACAAGAUGUGCUUGUUCGCAUUGCAGUUCUGAUGUUAAUAAGGGAAAAAGUGAAGUUUGCAUCAGACUAUCCAGGAGUUCAACUUUUUGCAGAUGACAUUCUGUUGCGCUACCCAGUAUUGAGGGGUGGAAAGUUUUGGAAGGAGGAGCAUGAUCUAUUAUUAUUGCGUGCUGUACUAAAGCACGGAUAUGGAAGAUGGCAAGCUAUUGUUGAUGACAAAGGCUUGAGGAUUCAAGAACUUAUCUGUCACGAGUUGAAUCUUCCCAUCAUCAAUUUACCUGUCCCCGGUUCUCAAUCACAGAGCGGAGCAAAUGGAGCUACAACAGAGGCACCUGGGGGUAAUCCUCCAAAGGAAAACGGUAAUGAGAAUGAUGGGACAGCUGAUGCUUCCCAGGGAACAACGGAUCCCGGAAACCAAUCACAAAUGUUCCAAGACGGAUCUAUAUAUUACCAUUACAGAGAUAUGCAGAGAAGGCAGGUUGAGUAUAUCAAGAAAAGAGUGCUUCUCUUGGAAAAAGGACUCAAUGCAGAGUACCAGAAGGAAUACUUUGGUGAUACGGCAAGGUCAAACGAGGUUCUAAAUGAAGAGCCUGAAAACGAGCCCAAGGCAUCAAAUGUUCCAAAUAUUCCGGGGCCGCGGUCGGGUGAGAACGAUGCAUGCAUGGUUGAUCAGUUACCUCGAGUAGAAACCAUCACUCCUGAAGAAAUUGCUGCUUCUGCUUGUGAUGAUAAUCCGGAUCGGUUGGAAUUGCCUCGGCUCUAUAAUGAGAUGUGCAAGAUAGUUGAGGAAACCACUAGUCGGAACUCAGCGAAUAACCUCAUCUCAUUUAAAGCCGUUUGUACCGACAUGAGUCGGAUUCUCUCUCCUGCACCAGCAAAUGCAACCUCAGCUCAGCCUAUGGAAAUUCCGGAUGAACAACCAAAGGAUGUUUUGAAGGACAAUGAGGUAGCCCCCAAAUCACCGUCUUCUGUUCAAGAUGACAAGAACCCAGCUGCGGCCGCCGCAGAAGCAGAAGAAGUGAUACUGGAGCCAGUAAAAGAAUCUGAAUCUCAGAAAGAAACAAGCAAGACGGUAGCAUCAGAGUCGGAGCCCGUGAAAGAAAAGAGUGGAUCGCCGCCUCCAGAUCAGCCGGGAUUGUCUGGUUUGCUGGAUGUGGUGAUGGAAGAGAGGAAGAAUGAUGGUGCGGGUAAUGGAAGCACGUAUAACCCUGAGCAGCAGGGAGAGGGAGUCAUAGUGUUGGAUGAUUAAACGUUAAUUUGCCUACAAUUAGACAUUACCUGCUCCAUUUUACGGCUUUUGUUAUUAAAAAAUCCUUUUGACAGUAUUUUCCAUUGGCGAAAUAAUUGAACUUAAAGUUGAAUUGCGUCA